UUUAAUAUCUGCCUAAUAUUUACAAUUUUUCCCCCAAAGUAGACUUGUUUUCCGUAUUAAAGAUUUAACACAUGUCGCAGUUUAAGAAUUUACAACAUAAAAAAAAGAAGAAAACACGUAACUUAAGAGGGCAUGUAAGUCAUGGUCAUGGUAGAAUAGGAAAACAUAGAAAACACCCUGGCGGAAGAGGAAAUGCAGGAGGAAUGCAUCAUCAUAGAAUAAACUUUGAUAAAUAUCAUCCUGGUUAUUUUGGAAAAGUUGGAAUGAGGCAUUUUCAUAAAAUUAAAAAUAGAUAUUAUUGUCCUACAAUCAAUUUAGAUAAAAUAUGGUCAUUAGUAUCUGAGCAAACUAGAGUUAACUAUGAAAAGGUGACAGACAAAGCUCCAGUUAUAGAUUGUGUUAAAUCAGGUUAUUUCAAAGUACUCGGAAAAGGAAGACUCCCUAAACAGCCAGUAAUUGUUAAAGCUAAAUAUUUCAGCCAUAAAGCUGAAAAUAAAAUUAAAGAAGUUGGUGGAUGUUGUAUUCUAAUUGCUUAAUUCCAUUUAAAUUUUAUAUUUAUACUCUUAUUAUACACCAUUUUAUUUAAAAUAACAAAUAAAAUGUAUUUCAUCAAUUUAUAGAAUUAAGUUAAAACGAACUUAUGUAUAAGCAUAUUACA
Gordionus sp. m RMFG-2023 is the source of this 658-nucleotide messenger RNA. RefSeq names its product large ribosomal subunit protein uL15-like. The record is from RefSeq and is a predicted model, not a curated record. Gene Ontology annotation, molecular function: structural constituent of ribosome. The coding region runs from base 72 to 536 and encodes 154 amino acids. The transcript has 5 exons. Gene Ontology annotation, biological process: translation. Lineage: Eukaryota; Metazoa; Nematomorpha; Gordioida; Chordodea; Parachordodidae. Gene Ontology annotation, cellular component: cytosolic large ribosomal subunit; ribosome.